CUCCGACAGACUCAAGAUGUACGUCAGCUUUCACGCAUGUCUCGGUCAGAUGACACUGACGCCGUGGGGCCACACCGUCACCGAGCGGAAGACUACGACGACAUGAAAAGUGUCGCUGAAAGGGCAUCGGAUGCGAUGGUAACACUGUCUGAUACACCCUACAACAACUAUUUUGAAGUGGGAGUCAGCAGUGAUAUGCUAUAUGCUGCAACAGGGACGUCCACAGACUGGGUGAAAGGCGUACUUGGCGUGAAAUACGCCUACACGAUGGAACUACGAGACAUGGGUCGAUACGGCUUCUUCCUUCCCUCGCGCGAGAUCCUCAAGUCGGGAGAGGAAAUCUGGUUGGCCGUGAAAAGUUAUGCAGACGCUAUUCUCAAGGAAGAAGAGUAGUGGAGUUUACAGUGCUACAGUACUCAGCUACAUAAACCACACUGUUGAUGAUGACGAUAUAUGGACGAUGAAUGAGGAUGACGAUUAAACAAGAUGAUACGCAAUGGUGAUUAAAGUGAUUACGUCACUGUAAAUAGUAAAAGUAAAAAUGUCCACUUUUCAGAAAAUGUAAGUGAUUCUGUUCACUUUUUAUGGUUAAAUUGCCGCAUUAAUUGCAUUAUACUUCCUAUUUUGCUAUUCAGUUCGAUGUGAACAAACACUCGUGACUCAUACACAGGCUUUCUGGCCAACUUCAGAACAUUUUUAGGGCAGAAUUUAGGGCAUUUUUAAAUCAUAUUUAGGGAUUUUUAAAACGAUUUUAGGGCGAUUUAGGGUACAUGAUUCAUCAUCCAACUUAGUCCGAGCCGACGCAGACCCCAGUAAUGGGCACAUUAAACCCGCACCCUCAGAUUAGCAAAGCGGAGGUAUAACGUCUGCGUGCGGACAACAUCUAACUUUGAAGCACAGGUAUCUUUUGUAGAUUUUUCUCCUUGACAGCCUCAGCCAACCUGGAGUUUGCCUCUUUAAAUAAAUCCUCUGCUGUUUUUAUCUCAGCCUGUAAUUCCUCAUGCUUCUUUGUCAAUAACUUCUCACUCUCCUUCUGUUUUCUCUUCUUAGUCUCAAAGGCUUUGUCUUCUGCUUCCUUUCUAGCUUGCUCCAUUUCCUCCUCAUUUCUCCUCUCCUGCAACCUAGCAGUUUCCUGUUUCUUUUCCUCCUCUAGUCGUGUACGAUACUUACCAUGAGCCCGCGGAACACUAGUCAAGUUUCUUUCGGAAAGCCAUUGCCUCACUUUUCCCUCCACCAUGUGACAGCAUCCUUCACCAACCUUAGCCCAUUUACGAAUUUCUCUGUAAGCAGGGUCCGGUCAGUGCCUUAGACCUUUUUGUUGAUGGAUAAAAUUCGUUCAAUAUCUGCAUUUCUGUGGCUGAGACAUCUUUCCCCAGAUUUGGAAACUUUCUUCAUACUGAGUACCUUUGACCAGUAAUGGUCAAUUCGACACCAUUGAACAUCACCAUGAUCAUCCUUCACGCGGUACCAUUCCUCUGGUAUAUAUGGGUCUUGAUAAAUUCACCACUCAUCAACAAUGGACGGAAUCUCCUCUGCCUGGACAAUCUGGCAAAACGUUUGGGUCAUUCUACGUACACAUCGACUGCCAUCUUCAGCUUCUCGUACUGCAGCUAGGGUGCAAGAUAGCUAAAUCUCUGAGAAGCUUAUCACCAAUGGGUAGAUGAUUCACUAAGUACUAAGUUGCAGUUUGUAGAAAGGUCCUCAUGUCCAUCAGUGGCCCCUUCUGUUGAUCACUCGGUAGUUUUGAGAGAACACCUCUUGUAGUUUCCCCAAUUUCUAUAUCACGAUUUGGUAGUUGAAGGUCCUGUGACUUCAGGUACAGCCUCAAGAUUUCUCGGCAGCUCUUUUCAGAUGCUUCCUUCUUGAGGAAUCUUUGCAUAUGCAUAAUGUAUGAUAUAUAGCCCAUGGCAAGUAAUGUCGUGAUCAAUACAUCA
Priapulus caudatus is the source of this 1934-nucleotide messenger RNA. Its product is annotated as carboxypeptidase B-like. Gene Ontology annotation, biological process: proteolysis. The transcript has 3 exons. Lineage: Eukaryota; Metazoa; Priapulida; Priapulimorpha; Priapulimorphida; Priapulidae. The record is from RefSeq and is a predicted model, not a curated record. Bases 37 to 393 code for a protein of 118 amino acids. Gene Ontology annotation, molecular function: zinc ion binding; metallocarboxypeptidase activity.